UCAUUUCCAAACAGGCACCAGUCAGCAGCAGCAUCGACGACGUCUCGAGGAUCGUCUGCACCAAUUUUCACUCCUGAGUCGAGUCGCUCUCCAUCUAUCGUCAGAAGUGGCACCUUGUUUCCGGAACCAAUAUUGCCGAGACGAGUGUCUCCAGAUGAGCCUAUUCCAUCAGUUGAGACUGAGGCAUGGACAGAGUCUCCAAUAUCUGGAGCGUCGAUCCCUCGUACACCGACUACUCGCCCAGGGGCUGCUCGAGCAUCAACCUCCCCGCUGACAUCAGCCCCGCACUCUCCACUCUCCUAUAGGGCUGCUGAUAGUCUCCCUGGGGAACGAUAUCCAGCUCGGGACUCCCCCGAGAUUGGAAGCAUCACUGAUCGUCUGGAUCGGCUGAUUAUCGAACGCCUCGAUCGCACACCAGUAGAUAUGGGGUUGUCCGAUAUUAGAGCCGCACUGUCAAAUCUGUUCGAAGAUGCUGGGCGACGGACUCCUCAACCAAGCAAUCCUACGCCUGCCUUUAGGCAAAACUCCUUGAGCCCGCGCCCUCCUCGUCGAUCGCGGGGACGUUCUGAAGCAGCCCUGGUGUAUCAUGAUGUCAAGGAUGAGGAGCUGCCAGAGAGUCGUUUCUACGAUCCAGCGGUCCAAAAUGCCAUCAAGGACGCCAAGGCAUUGAUGACUCAAUUGGCAGGUGUUCUCGAAGACAGCCCUCUUCACAUCAACCCCGAUUCAACAAUCAGACGACUGCAUGGCCAAGCACUGGAUCUGUCCCAAUUUGAAGGACCUUCGACGCGGACUGUUGGGUUUGUUGGAGAUUCCGGCGUUGGUAAAAGUAGCGUCUUGAAUUCCCUUCUGGAUCAAAAGAACCUCGCUAGAACAAGCAAUAGCGGGGCCGCAUGCACCUGCGUUGUCACCGAGUAUCACCAUAAGGACGGGGAUGCUUUCACUAUUGACGUGGAAUUAUUCAGUCAGGAUGAGCUCAUGGAUCAGAUGAAGGAACUGCUUCAAUCGUAUCGAAUGUUUCACCUGAACGCGGGAGAAUUGAGGAGAAAUGAUGGGGCGGCAACAGUUGUCGAUAUUGAAGAGCAAGCAAACGUCGCUCGGGACACUUUCCGGUCCAUGUUCCGCAGUCAGCUGGCGAGCGAAGACUUCCUUAUCAAUGAGGAGGAAGCCACUGUCCUAAGAGCCUUUCGUUCUUGGCUGCGAAGAAUGGACCUACCGCUUGAAGGAAGACAUGAGAAGCCUUCGCGGGAUAGUUGCGCUGCUUUCCUGACGUAUCUGACAUCCGAGUCGGUAGAUACACGAACGCCAGCUGUUUGGCCUUUCGUCCGUAAGAUCAAGGUAUUUUUGCCCUCACAUAUUCUGAGUAAGGGUCUAAUCCUCGUCGAUCUUCCUGGACUGCGUGACUCCAACUCGGCACGGAGACUUAUCACUGAAAGAUAUCUGGUCGAAUGUGAUGAGAUUUUUGCCAUAUGCAACAUUGGGCGGGCGACUACAGAUGUCGGUGUGCAAAGUGUCUUUGAACUUGCGCAACAGGCAGGGUUGUCUAAAGUUGGGAUCGUCUGCACAAAGUCUGAUGACAUUCGAGUUGAAGAAGCCAUGAAAGAUUGGCGAGGCCGACACGCAGACCGUAUCCAGCAACUGAGCAAUGCAGUUUCAACUACUCAGGCAAAUCUUGAAGAUGUCAAUCUUAGCCUAGCGGAAAUCGACGAGUUGGAGACGACGGAAUUGACAGAUGAGCAACAAAAAGAAUCGAUUCAACUCCACAGCAAACAUAGGCGAACUAAUGCAGUCUUGAAGGAGAAUUUAUUCGAACUAAAAGAGUAUCUGAUAAAGACCCGCAACACCAUUAUCACCAGGCAACUUCGAACGGCUUACGAAGACAAGAUUCCAGGCGGAAAUCUGGCGGUGUUUUGCGUUAGCAACAUCCUAUACUGGGAUGAACGUCACAAGCCGAGAGACGUGGCCCUCCCAUCACUGCAGCUCAGCGGUAUCCUUGCUCUACGAAAGCACUGCCUCGGCAUUAUUGCGGACAGUCAAUUGAGUAUUGCCAAGAGAUACAUCGAUAACGAUAUUCCCGCUAUACUUGGAGAAGCUGCAUUGUGGGUUGAGUCUGGUGCAGGAAGCGCCGGUGCUGAACAAAAGCUCCACAUUCGCGACACGCUGAAUGUGAUCGAGUCUCGGUUGAAGAGGGAGUUGACAAGAAGGAAUUCAGAUCUCAGCCUCGUUGGGACGUCGAUCAAAGAUGAGUUCAGAAUGCAAGUCUAUGACAUGGGCGCAUGGGCCAGACUAGAGCAGAGCGGUCGUCUAAUCCAAAGCCAGAUGGACUGGGCACUGGAAUUUCUUGGUGAGGAGCUGUCAUUCACAUACUGGGAUCACUCCGCUAAUGAUGGUCAAAUGGUAGAAAAUGAGCUUGAGCUUUUUCCUGGAGUCACCGAUCUCCUCCAGGAAACUCUGAUCUGCCACAAGAAUAUCAUGGAGUCCCAAGUAGAGGAUCUCACGGAUAAAACCGGCGCUGACUUGAACUCGCUACGUAUAGACGCACUUACCGGCAUUCGAACAUCCAUACUUGGCAAAGCGAUGGAGGCGCCUUAUAGGAGGUGUAACGCAGAAUAUGGAGGAGGGAGCGAUAGGAGACGUAAAAACAUUAUCCGCAGUGCUGUUGGUCGCGUGGAUCUGUUUGAGAACCACAUGACGGAGUUCAAGAGCAGAGUGAGGCUGUUAGCAGAUAAUGUCCAGACCGAGCAACAAGCCAUCGUCCGUACUGGGUUGGCCGCGAUUACGUCGGUUCUUGAUCUGAUCAGAAAUGACAAUGUUGCGACAGAAAGCGAGGAGAACCCCGAGUUGAGACGCCGCCUGGAACAGGAAGUCGUUACGAUCAAGGAACGGAUGAGACGGAUCAUAGAUAUCAUGGAGUGA
Messenger RNA from Colletotrichum costaricense, 2913 nucleotides. RefSeq lists its product as uncharacterized. The annotation marks the transcript as partial. The record is from RefSeq and is a predicted model, not a curated record. Lineage: Eukaryota; Fungi; Ascomycota; Sordariomycetes; Glomerellales; Glomerellaceae. The transcript has 13 exons.